GGGGCUAAACGGCUCUUCUCUAGGGGGUAAACGGCUCUUCUCUAGGGGGUAAACGGCUCUUCUCUAGUGGGUAAACGGCUCUUCUCUAGGGGGUAAACGGCUCUUCUCUAGUGGGUAAACGGCUCUUCUCUAGGGGGUAAACGGCUCUUCUCUAGGGGGUAAACGGCUCUUCUCUAGGGGCUAAACGGCUCUUCUCUAGAGGGUAAACGGCUCUUCUCUAGGGGGUAAACGGCUCUUCUCAAGGGGGUAAACGGCUAUUCUCUAGGGGGUAAACGGCUCUUCUCUAGGGGCAAACGGCUCUUCUCAAGGGGGUAAACGGCUAUUCUCUAGGGGGUAAACGGCUCUUCUCUAGGGGCUAAACGGCUCUUCUCAAGGGGGUAAACGGCCCUUCUCUAGGGGGUAAACGGCUCUUCUCUAGGAACUCGAGGCUGCAGCGAUAUGUUUGCAGUGUUUGUGGCACAAAGCCAUAAACACUGCAAACAUAUCGCUAUGGUCAUAUUUUCGAUUGCUGUGUGUGUGUGUGUGUGUGCUCUUCUCUGAGUUCCUGGAGCAGAGCUCACUGAGUUCUGCUCAUGUUUCGGGGCGGAGGCAGCAGAUCAAACACAUUAAACUGUAAACUAUCAAAUAAAGUUGUUGACAUGCAUCAUUUAAAGAAAAGGAACGGAUGAAUGAAACAUAAGUAAAUGUUCUCGUAUGGUUCUACCUGAGGUUCCCUUGGUACUGAUCCAGUUCACCCAAAGGGAAGAAGACUGGAAGCCAAGAUCCAGCAGCCGCGCGCGCACACAGUCUGGACGUCCCACUCGUUACCGGAGCCUCUGGCGUCAGUGUGUUCCAGACUCCUGGUCACACGGUUCGGAACGCUUCCCUCGGGUUUACUCGCGUUAACUCGACAGCAGCAGCUUCCAACCGGGUUCUUCCUCCUCCCGCGCUGCGUCACCGGACGUGUUCCAACAUGUUUCCCUGGCGACACGCCUGCGGACUGAGGACCGGUUCCCUGCCGCGGACUCUCCGCCGCUUCCCACCGUGCACCGGAUCAAACCCAGAGCCGGGUAGUUAACGGAGCAGGCUGAAGAAAAGUAGUGCAGGAGAUCAGUGCGCGCACAGAAACGGGUUAUCGUGUCGGUGGUUCCGCGUUGACCAAGGAUCCGUCCGUGAUGAGGACCCGCGUCCUGCUGCUGCUGCUGCUGCUGCUGGCCGGCGGGCCGUCCGGAGCGCGCCGGGUAUGGAACAAGGCCCCCAGGACCCGGGCUUGCCUCGACCUGCCGGAGGAGGUCCUGGAGCAGAUGUUCGGGCGGCUCUCGGUGGGCGUGAUGAGCGCGUUCCACCACGCGCUGCAGCUGGAGCCGCAGGGCCACGUCAACCGGACGUGCCCGAGCGCGGCCCGCGGCGCGCCCGACGGCACCACGCGCCCCCCGGUCAACCUGCUCAGCAUCUCCCCCUGGGCCUACAGGAUGUCCUUCGACCCGGCCCGGUACCCGCGCUACAUCCCUGAGGCGUACUGCCUGUGCAGAGGCUGCCUGCUGGGCCCCCGCGGGGAGGAGAGCCGCCUCUACCGCAGCGCGCCGGUCUUCGCGCCCUCCGCCAUCCUGAGGAGAGCCGGCUCCUGCGCCGGCGGCCGCCACGCCUACACCGAGCUCUACGUCUCCAUCGCCGUGGGCUGCACCUGCCUGCCGCUGCCGAAGAAAGAGAGAGACGGCAACCGGAGUCUGGAGCCCAGAGGCCGGCGGCUCUGGGGCCCCGGGGCCCCGACAGGCUCGCUUUGAAGAUGUGGCCUUCUCAUCAACCUCUGGAGGACUGCUUCUUCACAGAUGCUCUGCUAUUUGACC
Messenger RNA from Pseudoliparis swirei, 1826 nucleotides. RefSeq names its product interleukin 17d (gene il17d). Gene Ontology annotation, molecular function: cytokine activity. Gene Ontology annotation, biological process: inflammatory response. NCBI's taxonomy places the organism in Eukaryota, Metazoa, Chordata, Actinopteri, Perciformes, Liparidae. The record is from RefSeq and is a predicted model, not a curated record. Gene Ontology annotation, cellular component: extracellular region. Bases 1155 to 1763 code for a protein of 202 amino acids. The transcript is spliced from 2 exons.